Molecule: messenger RNA, 4520 nt
Organism: Parasteatoda tepidariorum (common house spider)
Lineage: Eukaryota; Metazoa; Arthropoda; Arachnida; Araneae; Theridiidae
Source: RefSeq, a predicted model, not a curated record
GAGCUGACUGGCUCUUUUCCGCCAUCUUGUAAUUGCCAUUAGUUUGAUUUCUGCGGAAUUCGAUGUGUAUUGGUGCCGGUUUUGAUUGAAGGUUGUUAGUCGUGGGGCGUUUGGUUUAUGAUUAAGCGGGGUUCAAACACCCCUCAAUUGUUCUUCUGUACAUAAUCACUUUCCCAAAAUGUCGGGACAAACUUUAAAUGACAGAUUAACUGCUGCAAGGCAUGCUCUUGCUGGUCAAGGGCUCGCCAGGAUAGUCUGUAAGGCUACUACUGAAGAAGUUAUAGGACCAAAAAAGAAGCAUUUAGACUAUCUGCUGCACUGUACGAAUGAGCCAAAUGUAUCUAUUCCACAACUAGCAAAUUUACUAAUUGAGAGGACUCAAAACGCAAGCUGGGUCGUUGUAUUCAAAGCUCUCAUCACAGUUCAUCAUCUCAUGUGCUAUGGUAAUGAGAGAUUUACACAGUACCUUGCAUCGUCAAAUUGUACUUUUCAGCUUGGAUGUUUUUUGGACAAAGUUGGAGUUCAGUCUUAUGAUAUGUCUACUUUUAUCAGAAGGUAUGCAAAAUAUCUGAAUGAAAAAGCAGUCUCCUACAGAACUGUUGCAUUUGAUUUCUGCAAAUGCAAGAGAGGGAAGGAAGAUGGCAUUCUAAGGCAAAUGAACACAGAACAACUUUUGAAAACUCUCCCUGCAUUGCAAGCACAAUUGGAUUCACUAUUGGAAUUUGAUUGUUCUACAAAUGAUCUCUGCAAUGGAGUUGUAAAUUCUUGCUUCAUGUUGCUCUUUAGGGAUCUUGUGAGGCUGUUUGCCUGUUACAAUGAUGGAAUAAUUAAUCUAUUAGGAAAGUAUUUUGACAUGAAUAAAAAACAUGCCAGAGAUGCAUUAGAUAUUUAUAAGAAAUUCCUAAUAAGGAUGGAUAGGGUGGCAGAAUUUCUAAAAGUGGCUGAGAAUAUUGGAAUUGACAAAGGUGAUAUACCAGAUUUGACCAAGUUGGCACAACGCUUUGGAAAUCUCCCUAUCUUUAGUUCUACACAUGCUCCAAGCAGUUUACUUGAAGCUCUGGAACAACAUCUGGCUACUCUGGAAGGAAGAAAAGGUUCCACAUCUGCUGCGUCUGCUGCUGCAAGAGCGACCACGUUUCAAAAUGCUGUUAAUGCUUUGUCCAAUACGAGCAUUGCCUUCUGUAGUGCCGGUGAGAACUCUCCCCAGCAAGAAAUGAAUGGAGUCAAGGUUGAUGAAUCUGCCCGGAAGGCUGUCGAGGAGGAAGCCGAAGUUAUGAAUCAGCUGAAGUUUGACAAUGACUCUCCUCUUCUUUGGGAACAACCUGCGUGGGAGGAUUCGGAACGACGUUUAAAAGAAAUGAGUGCCUCAACUGACUUAAAAUCUCCGACGUCUGCUGCAGCAGCCAAGACAAAUCCAUUUUUGUCCUCUCCCUCUGAACCUCCUGUGGGUGGUACAACUCCUGUGGCCAAUCAAAAAAUCUUAGACUUAUUUAAUACUUCCUCUACUGACACAAUGCAUGUCAAUGAUUCUCCUGCAAUGCCAAGUGACGACCUCCUUGGUUUGAAUAAUAUGAGCGGAAACCCUUUCGCUGACAGCCUCUUUGGUGGAGGAGGGGGAGGAAGCAGUGGGGGUGGUCAACUGACACCACAGUCUCAACCUCAAGACACCAAUUUUGCAACUUUCACAAAUGGAUUUGGAUCUGCUGAUGCUUUUGCGUCCGAUGCCAAUUUUGCUGCUGCAUUUGGAGAUAGCCCGAGUACUGCUUACCCAGAACCGAUUAGUGCUGAUGUGUCACCAGCUUACCCAGAACCGAUAAGUGAUAAUGAUAAUGCUGAUGUGUCACCAGCUGUAGAGAAAAGCACUACAAAACUAAGUCUUCCUGUCAUGGAGCCUUUUGGGGGUCGCUCCACCUCUCCUUCUCCUACCACAGAACUAAUGCGGGGUGCCGGUACCACUCCCAUACUAGCCAAUGUGCCAGAGGGAGGCUUUGGGGAAGCAGUAGAAACUGCCGAAGAAGCAACUGUCCCUGUCACAUCGGCUGCAAGUCAUGAGGCAACUUCAGACGCAUGGGGUAGUGUUACAUCCUCUGCAAUCACCACAACAACUACAACCGCAGUUGACGAUUUCUUCGGAACUUCUUUUGAACCUUUACCAGCUGCUACCACUGUACCAACAGCUGUUGUGACUCCUUUAACUGUUCAACCUCAAACAGCUGCUGCUCCCGAAAAGGACUUGUUUGGUUUCGAGAGCAAUGAAAUAAAUUAUUUAAACGAUCAAGCACCUCUGUCUGCACAGCCUGUUGCUCCUCCGCCAUCCCCUUUCGGAGGUCUAGACAUCGGCUUGACGUCUGUCGGACCGACGUCCGACUUACGGGCACAAGCUAUUGCUAAUGCUGUUGGAGUUGCAUUGCCUAUGCCAGCCCAGCCAAAACCCCUCAGCUCUACAAGUGGACUGGAAGAUUUGAAUUUUGCCAUCCACCAGGCAAUGCAGCCAAAACAAUCGCCCGUUUUAGCAGCUUCUCCGACUAUGAUUCCCUCGUUUCCUGGGCCUAGACCAGGUAUGGUCGGGCAACCGAUAUCUCCUGCUUUUGCACCUGGUCUUCCCUUUGGCAGUGCCACCCCACCUCCUGCCUCUCUGACACGGCUCGAUAACGCUGCCGGCACCCCCACCGGCAGAGCAUCUUCUACUCCUGGAUAUGGAACACCCCCAUCCGGAAUGAGUUCUCCCGCAAAAUCUGUUACAGGAUUUGGAGCUGCUAUGCCAGGUGGAUUUGAUGCAUUUGGAGACACGCUUCAACCCCAAGCACAAAUAGCAAAGCAGCAACCUGUUUCCGAAAAAACAUCUGGAUCAAGCAUAUUAAAAGGCGAUCUGGAUUCAACACUUGCAAGUUUAGCUUCCAAUCUUGAUAUUAAUGGUCCCAAGCAAGCCAUCAAGAAAAGCAGUGGUCAUCAAUGGGGCUCACCAAAACCUCCAGUUAAAACCACAGGUCCUACUGGUCAGUGGACUGCACCAGCCUCUGUUGUACCUGUACCUCCUGGUAAUGUAGGAUGGUCUGCCUCUCCUCAACAUGGGUUCCCUCAAAUGACCCAAAAUCCACUAUCUGGAGGUCAAUGGAGUGGAGGUGCAUUUCCUCAACAGCCUGCUGUACCUGGUGUCUUUCAGCAACCUUAUAUGCAUAUAUAUAUGGCAGGGGGUGUGCGCCCUGUUGGGCAGCCUGCAUAUGGUAGUGGAUUUGUCCCUCAGGUGCCUCUUAUGCCAACUGCAACCUCUGGGUUGCCCACACAAACAACAUCUGUUAAUGACCCCUUUGGUGCACUCUGAAAAGAUUUAAAAAAAAGGGACUUUACUGGACGUUAAAACGUAAUCUGGAUUUGCUAAAGAGCUUCGGCUUACAAAUGAAUCAUUGCCUUUAUUUCUUUAGCGUUUACCAGUUGAUAAAAAAAAGAAUGUGAUGAAUUUAUCUUGUAAAAUAUGAUUUGUUGCAUUGUAUUUGUAGCUAUUAUAAAUGUCUUUGUUUAUCAAUGUUAGACAUCUCCCCUUAAUUAUACAUAAAUAUAUUAUAUAUAUAUAAAUAUACCUGUGAAUAUACACUAUUUUGUUCCUAAUGUGUAUAGCUGCUGGCAGUCUCGUAUUUUUCUGACGUCAGGAAAGUGGUCGAUGAUCUCUUUUGUUUUAAAACAUUUUUUAUUUUAUUUUCUAUUGAAUUAUUUUACUAAACUUAGAAGUAUACGAAUAGGAAGAAAUACUCCCAUUUAAAUAGCAGCAUUCAUCAAAUUAAAUUUUAUGUGUUCAAACUGUAGGUGAUAUCACUAAAAGUACAUUGUUGAGCAAUCAGAACCGUGUAUACCAAAUUAAAAUACACGGUUUAUCAAUCAAAACUGUAAGUAUAAUACCAAAAGAACAUUUCGAUAUUGUUUACCAAUAAAGGAGUUUUAAAAGUCAAGAAUGUUUCCAAACGAAACAAUUUUGCCUUUUUAAAUACUUUGGUCACCCCCAUAUAAUUGUGUACUCUUUAGGGAUUCUUAUUGUGUAGUUAUUAUUGUGUAUCCUGCAUUUAAUUAGGAUAUCUUCCUAUUCGUGUAUGAUGGCGUGUAAGAUAAAUAUAAAUUUAGAUCUAACAUUGUAUUAUCCAGAUGUUCCAAAUCAUAACUAAAGUAUAUCUAUAAAUGAAAAUGUCGUUGUUGCAUGAGAAGUUAUCUCUCUUUCACUCUAUUGUUUUUUUUUUAUUGUUGGCUGUGUAAUAUACUUUAAUUCAAAAUGAAUAAAAGAAAAGUUUUUGUUGUUAAAAUGUACAAUUGACAGUUUUGUUUUAAAUUGAAAAUCUUUUUUUUUUAUUGUUAACUUUACAUCGAUGCCUGUUGCGAUGUUCUUUGUUUUAUGUUGCCAAAUUAUUGUUCAGUCCUUAAAGAUAUUUUUGUUAAAUCUUGCAUCUCCCUGAAAGUUCUGUGUCUUCUAAUAGAAUAUUAAAAACACUUGAGAAAGCACCAGGUGGGUACAUAAUAAAUUAUUUAAAAGUUGA